Molecule: messenger RNA, 673 nt
Organism: Malania oleifera
Lineage: Eukaryota; Viridiplantae; Streptophyta; Magnoliopsida; Santalales; Ximeniaceae
Exons: 1
Coding region: 1-444 (147 amino acids)
Source: RefSeq, a predicted model, not a curated record
AUGGACUCCCAACGUAAACUCCACGACUCAAUUGAUGACCUUUUCGACGCUUCUCUGCAUCUCGAGCAAACCCAUCUUCACGAAGGGUUCGACGAGGGGUACAAGGAUGGUUUGUCCUCUGGAAAAGAAGAAGGAAGACAAGUAGGCCUUAAACUAGGGUUUGAAACUGGGGAGGAGCUAGGGUUUUACCGCGGUUGCGUCGAUGUCUGGACAUCCGCAGCUCGGAUUGAUCCAACCCAGUUCUCUGCGAGGGUCCAUAAGAGCAUCAAACAGAUGGACGAGUUGAUCCGAGAGUACCCAGUUGCGGACCCAGAAAAUGAGAGGAUCCAAGAGAUUAUGGGGUCCUUGAGGUUGAAAUUUAGGGUUGUUUGUGCUACAUUAUCUGUGAAAUUGGAGUAUAAGGGGUGCCCAAAAAGUUCUGAGAUUAAGGAGAUUGAAUUUUGAAGGGUGCUCUGGGUUUACAGGAGAGGGAAUAUUGCUAGUUUUAGUGUUUUUGCUUUGUUUCAGAAGUUGUUAAUAUAUGUGUGUAUAAGCUUUGUCCAAUGGAGGUUUUCCACUGCAUUUAUUUAUUUUAUACAGUGGAGGUUUGGUUUAUUUGAUUUGUAUUGCUCAAAUAUUUCUUGCGUGGUAGUGAUUUUUCUCAAUGGAUUAAUUGAACCAUCUAAUUUUGCUA